AUGAGUAAAUCUUCAUUUGAAUGGUGUAAAGAUCCAGUCGAUCCAUCAAUUAUUGAUAAUGUACAAUUACAAACUGUUAAAGUUUACGUGCCAUUUACAAGUAGACAAAAGCAAACUACUGGAGCACUAGGAAAACUUUCAGUUAAUACUGUUAUAGUUAUGCAUGGAUCCCAAACCUUAGAUAAACUCAGAGAUCAAAUAAGUUGUGUAUCGGAUCAUUCAAUAUCAACAGAAACCAGUAAAGUACCACUUAGAUGUAAAACUGAAAAUGCGAAGAAUGUUUACAAAUCAGGAUUUUUCUUUAUUGAAGAUAAAUUCUAUAUUGAUUUUCGUGAUCCUAACAAUAAAGAUAAUAGUAAAGUCAUUCGAGAAUGGGCAGAAGCACGAAAAUUUGGUAUUUAUAAGACUGCAAAAAUGGAAGAAACUAGAGUUGAUAGCCUAUGUUUAAAGUUUGGAUUUCCAUGGGUAUACCAACAUCAGGGUGACUGUGAACAUUUAAUUUCUUUUAGUAAUGCUAGACUUGUGGUAUUUACAGUGUUAAUUGGGUCACAACAAGUAACAAUAGAUUGCCACAUAAUCCUUGUUUAUUUUGUGAUUCCUGCUUUAAGUCCUACAAUUAUAUCAGAGAUCUAUGACUAUCAAGAUACAACCUGGGAUCUUUGGUGGUGUGAUACAAGCGACUUAAAGUUUGCUCUAGAUGGUAAAAUCAAACCGCAACAGAGGGUUUCACAUUUCCGCAAUCACAGUGAACUCACACGUAAAAACUAUUUGUAUCGAAAUCUGAAGCGUUACAAAAGAAUGUUAAUAAAAGCAGGAAAGAUAAGGGAAGCUGAGUUUUGCGAUGCCAUGCCCAUUUCCUUUGAAUUACCGCACGAAUAUUGGAUGCUAAUGGAGGAGCAUCGAAAGAAGCAUGGAACCACGUGGAUUGUCAAACCCGCUGCCGGUUCGCAGGGCAGAGGUAUAUUUUUGUUUCAGCGAAUGAAAGAUCUUUCAAACUGGCGAGCAAGAGAAUGUGCACCAGUUGUUAGUACUUCAGAUACUGAUCCAAUACAUUAUCAAGCUACUUACAUUGUUCAAAAGUAUAUCGACAAGCCUUAUUUGCUAGAAGGCCACAAGUUCGAUCUGCGAAUCUACGUGUUAGUGACGUCUUUUACCCCACUGAAAGUUUGGCUUGCGCGCGAAGGCUUCGCACGUCUCUCCGGGGAACAGUUUUCAUUGGAGCGUAUUGACGAUAAUCGAAUUCAUUUAACGAAUAUGUCUAUCCAACUGAAAGCCAAAAAGCAUAGGAUUAAAGCGGAAUCAUUGGAGAAAAGCAUGGCAUCCAACAAUAACGGUCCACACUGGAGCAAACUUGGCCGUAAAUGGGCCCUAUGCAAUCUUCGGCAGUAUCUUACAACACAUCAUGGAGUGGCAGCUGUUAAUGAAUUGCUGCAAAACAUUGCAGGUGUUAUAAUGGCAAGCUUGCAAGCUGUACAAUCAAUUAUAAUACAAAGCCAAAAUUCAUUUGAACUCUACGGCUACGACGUGAUUCUUGACGAGUUAUUGAAGCCCUGGCUUUUAGAGGUAAACGCCUCGCCAUCGCUGAAUGCUACCAGUCCAGAGGACUUUCGAUUAAAGUUUGACCUCAUUGACGACGUAUUAAAUAUCUUGGAUUUCGAGCGUUUGUUGACGGGCUGCGAGACGCGAGUCGGUGGCUUUGAUUUACUUUGGAAUGAUGCACCCGUUUGGACAACUUGUUCUGAGACAGGGAAUGAACGUCAGUCACGGCGGCUCAAUAUAUUUCUAGGAGCACAAAACGAUCGGAUCGAACAACUUCGACGGUUGAGCAGUAAACUGCAAGUGAGAAGAGGACCAAAUGAAAAAGCUUAAUAGCACUCGGCAUUUAUGUAGAUUACAAGAUAAAUAUCAUCAUAAGUAUAUAUAUGAUAGAAUUCCAGAAUUAUUCUUAUGAAGUAUAUCGUAUGUACUUAUACUAAUAAACAGCGAAUAAAUGAUCGUACAUCAGCAUACGAACAAGUAAGAAAAUUAUUGAUCAGGAGAGUUAAUUUUAGUUUUCGGAAUAAUUAUUAUUACCAAA
Messenger RNA from Ceratosolen solmsi marchali, 2077 nucleotides. Its product is annotated as probable tubulin polyglutamylase TTLL9. The transcript has 8 exons. Gene Ontology annotation, cellular component: ciliary basal body. Lineage: Eukaryota; Metazoa; Arthropoda; Insecta; Hymenoptera; Agaonidae. Gene Ontology annotation, molecular function: tubulin-glutamic acid ligase activity; tubulin binding. The record is from RefSeq and is a predicted model, not a curated record. Gene Ontology annotation, biological process: microtubule cytoskeleton organization; protein polyglutamylation. The coding region runs from base 1 to 1869 and encodes 622 amino acids.